Molecule: messenger RNA, 1251 nt
Organism: Racocetra persica
Lineage: Eukaryota; Fungi; Glomeromycota; Glomeromycetes; Diversisporales; Gigasporaceae
Source: the annotation of a GenBank genome assembly
AUGCCUCGUCAAAAACGUAUAAAGAAGAAACCUUCUCCUUACUCUAUCAAACAAAAAGAUAACUUUAAUACUUUACCAAACGAAUUAUUUCUUUUGAUAUUCUUAUUUCUGAUCCCAAAUGAUAUCACCAAAUUCUCAAAAUACAAGUUAAAUGAUCAGAGAUUCAUCGAUUUUCAAAAGACAAAAUUCAUAAAUCAGCAAUUUCUUUGGUUUUAUAGAUAUUAUUUUUCUCAAUAUGGAACAAAAUAUUGCCUGAUACAAAAGUAUAAUCAACUUUAUUAUCCUCCCAAAUGUUAUAAAUGGAAUAUUCGAUAUUGUAAUAUACAUACUUGGAUCGAAGUUGAAGAUGAUGAAAACAAUCAAUCAACACGACAUAUACUUCGCUAUGCUGAUCGCUAUGCUGAUUUUGGAAAGUUGUAUUGUAUGUCACGUGGUGAUAUUUUAUUAUUUAUUAAAUCAGAUAAAGUUGAUGGUUAUGGGAAAAAAACAUGUGAUAUUUGCAAAAGUUUUACAUACUGUGCAAAAUGCUCCUAUGAAUUUCGAAGAGAUGACGUAUUGGAAUUAAGAGAUAAAUUAAAAACAGUUCAAUCAGAAUAUACUAUAGGGGGAGGAUAUAUAGUGUAUUUUAUGCCAAAGACAAAACUAAAAUAUUAUGCUGUUCGUAAAGGCAGAAAACCAGGAAUCUAUUUAACUUGGGACGAAUGUAAAUCGCAAGUUAAAGGAUUUUCUGAUGCUAGAUACCAAAGUUUUGAAAUUAAAACUGAUGCUGAAAAUUUUAUCAAUAACAAAAAAGAAACUGUAGUUUUAGAUAAAAACAAGAUUCAAAUUUGGACUGAUGGUUGCUGUUUAGGUAACGGAACUAAAGAAGCUAGAGCUGGGAUUGGGGUGUUUUAUGGAGUUAAAGAUCCGAAAAAUCUUUCUGAACGACUUCCUGGUGAACAACAAACUAACAAUCGUGCUGAAAUUUAUGCUGUUAUUAGAGUGAUCAAAAAAUGGAUUGAAAAAUGGGAAAAAAAUGGGUACAUGACGAGUAGUAAUCAACCAGUAAGAAAUCAGGAUUUAAUUAGAAAAUUAAAAAAACUUAUUGACAGUAGAAUAGGAUCAGUUAAAUUAACCCAUGUUCGAGGUCAUAAAGGUAAUUAUGGUAAUGAACAAGCAGACAAAUUAUCUAAAAUAGGUUCUUUAAAGGAUGAGAUUAUUGAAAAAGAUGAGAAAGUUAUUUAUCGAAAUACUAUCGAUUUUUUACUUUAG